Messenger RNA from Rotaria sordida, 1893 nucleotides. The record is from the annotation of a GenBank genome assembly. NCBI's taxonomy places the organism in Eukaryota, Metazoa, Rotifera, Eurotatoria, Philodinida, Philodinidae.
AUGACAACGACAGACAAUAAAAUCUUAACAUCAGCUAUUGAAACAUAUCGUCAUUAUGCUGGACAACCAACAUUAUCUGAUAUUGAAUCUUGUCGUCAAGAUUCAAACGAUGAAAUUCUUCAUAUAACACCUUAUUUUUCAACAAUGGAUCUUGUUAAAUUAGAAGAUUUAACAUAUACACGUUCAUUUACUUAUUCAUUAAAAAAUCGUCAACUUUUAUUUACAAGUAAUGUAACACCAAUUAAUAAAAAUCUUGUUCGUCGUCUUGCAUCACCUGAUGGUCAAUAUCUUGCAUUAGUAACAAAAGAAACUAAAGGUGAACAAGAUUUAUAUUAUGUACAAAUUUGGCAUGAUGAACAUUUAAUAUUUAAUUAUGAAGUUAAUGAUAAUAAAAUAUCACCACAUGGAAAAAUUUUACCUAAAAAUGAUUAUGGAAGUUUUUUUGAAUGGAGUCCAGAUUCACGUCGAUUAAUAUUUACAGCUGAAGAAAAACGUAAACCAUUAAAAUCUUAUUUUACAGCUGAAAAACUUGAUGAUAUUGGAGAACCAGCAAGUAUAUAUAGAGAAAAUUGGGGUGAACAAAUGGAAUUAUUUGAAACAUCAGUUGUAUGUAUAUUUGAUCUUGAUAUAAAACAAGUUAAAUUAAUUGAAAAUCAACCAAAAGAUUUAUAUUUUGGUCAAUGUACAUGGACAACAAAUCCUGAUGAAUGUAUUUUAGUUGCAUUUCGUUGUGAACCUUAUCGACUUGGUUUAAUUUAUUGUGAAAAUCGAUCAACAGCUUUAUUUAAAUGUAAUUGGCGUAAUAAUGAAUGGAUACAAUUAACAGAAUUUGAUCAAUUAUGUCGACUAUUUCCACGACAUUUACCAAAAAAAGAUAAUCAAUUUGUUUAUCUUCAAUCAGAUGUUUAUCGAGCACAUGCACAAUGUAAACGAUUAAUACUUUUUAAUACUGAAACAAAACAAGAAAAAAUUCUUAUCGAUCGAAUAGAUAAGUAUGUAAUGAAAUUUUAUAUAUACAAAAUAUAAAAUUCGAAUAGAUUUUAUUUUAAAAUUCUUUGAAAAUAAAUUUUUGUUCUAAUUCAUCAUCAAAAACUAAGAAGAAAAAUAUUAUUAUCUUAGAUUUAAAAUAAAUUAUCUAAGGAACUACUAUCAAUAUAUGAAUAGUUUCAAGCAAUGAAUAUCAUCUAUGAUAUAAUUUGCAAGAAGAUUGGACCUCUUUCUAGAGAUUCUGAAAACGAAUUUGAAAUUAGUUUUGAUCUUCUCAUUCGACUAUAAGAGCAUCUUUUCAUUUAUAUGUUGAUACUUCGUCAGGUCGCUAACGCAAGUUUUUUAAAAUUUUACUGAUAAUUCCUCUGAACAAAGAUCUCUAGCGCUGGUUUUUCCGAGUAUCUCAAAUAACUUAACAUACAGGUGUUUUAAUUUUGUGAAGUCUUGUGCUGAUAGACACGUUUGCAAACCUAUUUUGUUUUUAUGUGAUAGAAGAUAAAGCCAAAGGUCUUAUCUCAUUUUGAAUUAGUCGGUUUUGAGGUACUUAGCACAGUCAUGUUUUCUUGGAAAACGCAUUUGUACUCGUCCUCAGCAUUUUUCUUUUUUAAAUUUUGCUUGUGAUCGAUUUUCCAUUUGAUACACAAUUUAUUGAAAUGUAUGUGAACUAGAGUAAAUUUUUAUGUUGAUUUUGUUUUUCAGCCGAGUUUUAAUAACAGAAAUUGCAAUAAACAAGACCAUUUUUAUUCUUUCUAUUACUAAAACAAGGAAAUAUUCGAUUUUCUCAACAAUAUAGAUGCGUUUGUACUUUGAAACUGACUUAUUCAAAUGAAAUAAAACACUUGAUUUUAUCUUCUAUCAGAACAAGACUAAAUAGACUUAUAAAAGUAUCCAUAAACAUAUGUUAUA